Messenger RNA from Sporothrix schenckii 1099-18, 300 nucleotides. RefSeq lists its product as uncharacterized. The transcript has a single exon. The record is from RefSeq and is a predicted model, not a curated record. The coding region runs from base 1 to 300 and encodes 99 amino acids. NCBI's taxonomy places the organism in Eukaryota, Fungi, Ascomycota, Sordariomycetes, Ophiostomatales, Ophiostomataceae.
AUGGCGGAGGCCUACAAGGAGGGACCCAUCGCCAACUUUGCAGAUACCUCCAUGAAGCUUUUUAUCGGGGCAGUCCUUGUAAAAGUCGUGCCCUGGAAAUACGGCAAGAAAAAGGCACGCGAGGGUAUCUUAAAGGUGGUGGGGUGGCUUCCAGGAGCCAUAGCAAACGGUGCGGACACCGUCGGUGAAUGGGCGGCAGCCAUUGGGAAGAUGCUGCACCGGAAGGCAAACGCCAGGCCCGUUGAUGAGGAAGGCCAGGGAGAUCAGGAGAAUGGGGGGAAUUCUGCGGGUCGGGGGUGA